AUGGAUUACGAAGCGUUGAAGGACCAAUGGAGUGAGAUUGAGGAUAGAGAUGGGAUCCGGCUGAGCUGGAAUACUUUUCCAAGCACACGCAUGGAAGCAUCCCGACUCGUCGUACCAAUCGGAGCCAUCUACACGCCCUUGAAAGAGAGAACGGAUUCUCCAUUGCUACAAUAUGAGCCGGUGACUUGCAAGCAACCCUGUAGGGCGGUCCUCAAUCCAUAUGCUAAUGUCGAUAUCCGUGCGCGCAUUUGGAUAUGUCCGUUCUGUCUCCAGCGCAACCCUCUUCCUCCACACUAUAAGGAUAUUACGGAAAAUGCGAUCCCGCCAGAGCUGCAUCCCCAGAGCACAACCAUCGAAUAUCAGCUAGCACGUCCCGCGCCCGCUCCCCCCAUUUUCCUAUUCGUCGUGGAUACCUGCCAAGAAGAUGAUGCUUUGAAGGCUGUCAAAGACUCUCUUGUCAUGAGCUUGUCAUUGCUGCCGCCGAACGCGCUUGUUGGCCUUAUCACUUUCGGAACUAUGGCACAAGUUCAUGAGCUCGGCUACACGGAAUGCGCAAAGUCCUAUGUAUUUAGAGGCAGCAAGGACUACACCGCGAAGCAAAUUCAAGAGAUGCUUGGCCUUCUCGCACCUGGCCUUCGCGGACCAGUACCACCACAGCAGCCUGGCAAAAUCGCCCCACCAGUUUCGCCAGCAGCACGUUUCUUACUUCCCGUACAACAAGCCGAUUUCCAGAUUACCAAUGUGCUCGAACAGCUUCAACAGGACCCAUGGCCUGUUGCGAAUGAUAGGCGUCCCCUGCGUUGUACCGGUGUGGCUCUUAGUGUCGCAAUUGGUCUGAUGGAAACCUCAUUCCAAAAUGCAGGCGGCCGCAUUAUGCUCUUCACCAGUGGUCCCGCCACCGAAGGCCCAGGCUUGGUAGUAGGACCGCAAUUGAGGGAGCCUAUGCGUUCUCAUCAUGAUAUCGAUCGUGACAAUGUCAAGUACUACAAGAAAGCAGUCAAGUUCUACGAUUCCCUAGCUAAACGUGUCUCUCACAACGGUCACGUUGUUGACAUUUUCAUUGGGUCCCUUGAUCAAGUCGGCCUCCUUGAAAUGAAGGGCCUGGUAAAUUCGACCGGUGGCCACAUGGUUUUAACAGAUGCCUUCACUUCGUCACAAUUCAAGCAAUCAUUUGUACGUGUCUUUGAUAGAGACCAAAACGAUAACCUCGUGAUGGGUUUCAAUGCGGCAUUGGAGGUUCUUACGACAAAGGAGCUUAAGAUUACAGGCUUGAUUGGACACGCCGUCUCAUUGAACAAGAAAUCAAGCUCUGUUGGCGAGACGGAAUGUGGAAUCGGUAAUACUUGCUCCUGGAAGAUGUGUGGAAUUGACCCAGCCGCAAGUUACGGUAUCUACUUUGAGAUUGCGAAUCAGGGAGGUCCUGCGCCCAUGCAACAAGCGCCACACAAGGCGAUGAUGCAAUUCUUGACAUAUUACCAACAUUCUUCUGGGCAAUACCACCUCCGAGUCACCACUGUUGCUAGGCCAUUGAGUAGCCCCGCAGGGGACUCCGCCCUUGCCCAAUCGUUCGAUCAAGAGGCUGCCGCUGUUUUGAUGGCUCGUAUCGCUGUGUUCAAGGCUGAUGUUGACGAUGGACCGGAUGUUCUUAGAUGGGUUGACCGGAUGCUGAUAAGACUCUGCUCUCGCUUCGCAGAUUACAGAAAAGAUGAUCCAACCUCAUUCCGAUUGGAGAAGAAUUUCACCCUCUAUCCACAGUUUAUGUUCCAUCUUCGAAGGACUGCACUCGUGAUCGCUCUAUCAGCAGCUCAUAUGCUUCUUCUCGACACAUUUUUCCACAAUUUUAUCUUCCACGACGAAACAAUGGCGGCAUGGAGAAAAGCAGGGUACCAAGACCAAGAGGGUUACGAGAAUUUCAGAAGUGUCCUAGAACAACCGAAAGAAGAUGCCAGGGAACUCAUUCAAGACCGUUUUCCGCUCCCGCGAUUCAUUAUCUGUGAUGCCGGAGGCUCCCAAGCUCGGUUCCUUCUGUCGAAACUUAACCCGUCUACAACUCACUCCAGUGGCGGUUAUGGUGGUACCCAAUCUGGUCAAACCAUCUUUACUGACGACGUUUCCCUCCAAACCUUUAUGGAACACUUAAUGAACUUAUUGCAAGUUCGCUUACGAAGUAGUUUUAACGAGGAUCGUCGUCGGCGGCUUUUCUCCUUUCCUCAACCAACUUCAACAAACCUCAAGCACCAAGGAAGAUUGACCACCUUUCGCACUCGCCAUGCCCACCUGCGAACCACAGGUGGUGAGGUUGGAGCGCAAUCCGCUCUUGCUCCCAAGAUUGGUCCUCUUGGUCUCUCUCCCAAGAAGAUUGGUGAAGAUAUCGCCAAGGCCACUGGCGACUGGAACCGUCAAGCUGCGAUCUCUGUCGUCCCCUCAGCUUCGUCCCUUGUCAUCAAGGCCCUCAAGGAACCUCCUCGGGACCGCAAGAAGGAGAAGAACAUCAAACACUCCAAGUCUAUCCCUCUCGAUGAGAUCAUUGAGAUUGCUCGUAUCAUGAAGUCUCGCAGCUUCGCCAAGGAGCUCAGGGGUACCGUCCUUGAGAUCUUGGGCACUGCUUUCUCUGUUGGCUGCCAGGUCGAUGGACGAAGCCCCAAGGAAGUUAGUGACGAAGUCAAGGCUGGUGAAAUUGAUAUCCCUUCGGAGUAA
This is a messenger RNA of Uncinocarpus reesii 1704, 2697 nucleotides long. Its product is annotated as 60S ribosomal protein L12. Gene Ontology annotation, cellular component: COPII vesicle coat; ribosome; endoplasmic reticulum exit site. Gene Ontology annotation, molecular function: zinc ion binding; GTPase activator activity; structural constituent of ribosome. Lineage: Eukaryota; Fungi; Ascomycota; Eurotiomycetes; Onygenales; Onygenaceae. Bases 1 to 2697 code for a protein of 898 amino acids. The transcript has 11 exons. Gene Ontology annotation, biological process: endoplasmic reticulum to Golgi vesicle-mediated transport; translation; COPII-coated vesicle cargo loading. The record is from RefSeq and is a predicted model, not a curated record.